AUGCAGGAGAUCAUGGCCAAAGAAACUACAAAUGGGCUUCAAUAUUUUGAUCUGAACACUGGAGCAAAGAUUCCUUCAGUUGGUCUAGGAACAUGGAAAGCUGACCCAGGUGUUGUGGGUGAAGCUGUUAUUGCUGCAGUCAAGGCUGGUUACAGGCAUAUAGAUUGUGCUAUGGUAUAUGAUAAUGAAGAAGAGGUUGGGGAGGCUCUGAAAACACUCUUUUCUACUGGGAUAGUAAACCGUAGAGAGAUGUUCAUCACAUCAAAGCUAUGGACCAGUGAUUGUGCUCCUGAAGAUGUCUCAAAGGCACUGGCUAGGACUCUUGAGCACCUGCAGCUUGACUACAUUGAUUUAUAUCUUAUGCAUUGGCCUUUUCGGACAAAGCCAGGUUCAAGAGGUUGGGACCCUGCGAUUAUGGCUCCAUUGUGUCUUCCGGAGACAUGGAAUGCAAUGGAAGGUUUGUUUGCCUCAGGUCAGGCACGUGCAAUUGGGGUGAGCAACUUUUCAACUAAGAAGCUGCAAGACUUGCUUGGAUAUGCUAAGAUUCCACCAGCAGUUAACCAAGUUGAAUGUCACCCAGUGUGGCAGCAACAUGCUCUUCACAAUCUUUGCAUGUCCACUGGUGUUCAUCUCACAGCAUAUUCUCCUUUGGGCUCGCCUGGGUCAUGGAUAAAGGGGGAAGUCUUGAAGGAACCACUGUUGAUUGAAAUUGCUGAAAAGCUUAAUAAGUCUCCAGCACAAGUUUCAUUGCGUUGGGGAAUCCAAAGUGGUCACAGUGUUCUUCCAAAAAGUACAAGUGAAUCUAGGAUCAAGGAGAACCUUAGUUUGUUUGAUUGGUGUAUUCCUCAUGAGCUCUUCUUAAAAUUAUCCCAGAUUCCCCAGCAAAGGUUACUUCGAGGUGAUACUGCAGUCCAUGAAACUUGUAGUCCUUACAAAAGUCUUGAAGAAUUAUGGGAUGGAGAAAUAUGA
This is a messenger RNA of Sphenostylis stenocarpa, 969 nucleotides long. NCBI's taxonomy places the organism in Eukaryota, Viridiplantae, Streptophyta, Magnoliopsida, Fabales, Fabaceae. The record is from the annotation of a GenBank genome assembly.